ACAGGAGGGAGCCUCGUUGAGCUGCGAGUGUGUAGGGGUAGGGUGUAGUGCGUGGUUUGGGAUUGGGCCAUCCUGAAUAAUCAUUCGAAGUCGGCGGCUACAGGAAGAGGAAGAACUCGGCUGAGAUCAUGUUGACCACCUUGCUUUGCGGAGCUGUCGUGUUUCCAGGACUUUUCUUUAGCUUCAGGAAAGGACUGAGAGACACGUUCACACACUGGAGUGAAGCUGACGUAGUUUGCGUCAGUGAGAGGCUGGUUUCCGCCAUCCAUGCAUUUCUGGCUACUGCAGCUGGAGUCACAGUGGUGGCAUCCUGCAAUGACGUCAUCACUGACAGUCACUGGCUGGUCAACUGGUUUGUUUUGUUCGGAGCUCCCUAUAUGGCCUUUGACAUCUUCGCCAUGUAUCUGAGCCACUACCACACUCAGAGGGUCAGAGGUCAUUCCAGCUCAUUGAGCGGCCACUCUCUUCAGACGGUGAAGGCCUUCCUCAGUAAGGACUGGAUGUUGGUCCUCCAUCACCUGGUGCUGCUACUCAUUUUUAUGCCCAUCACUCUGUUCUUCAGGAGGGGACUGGGGGAUUUCUUCAUCGGCUGCUUGUUCACCACAGAGUUCAGCACACCUUUCGUCUCUGUAGGAAAGAUUCUCAUCCAGCUGGGCCUCGAUGACACCAGGCUGCACCGGAUCAACGGCGUCAUCAUCCUCUGGAGCUUCUUCACCUGUCGGAUCCUGCUCUUCCCCUUCAUGUACUGGAUGUACGGCCGGCAGUUUGGGGUUCCCCUGCACAGAGUGGCCUUCCAUCUGCCGCUGCACUGCAACGUGGGUAAUCUGGCCAUCCUGGCUCCUCAGGUCUACUGGUUCAUCCUGCUGCUGAGGAAAGCUAAGAGACUGUACCUGAGACAGAGCCGAGGGGGGGGGGGACGGAACCGGGCGGAAGACGGACUGAGGCUAAAGAUAGGACAAAGCCAUUAAGGAGGAAUGAAAAGUGAUCUAUAAAUCUAAUAUAUUCAGGAAUGUGGUCUUUCUUGGAAAAGGUGUUACUAUCAUGUGGAAAAAAGUAAUAGUUUGAGAUUUAUGUUGUAAUAUUUUGAGAACUUCAUUUUUUUUCUUCUUUUAUAUUUAAGGUAAUAUUUGAUCUGAGUUAAAUGGAAGAAUUCGAAAUAUACCUAGCAAUAACUUAUUAGAUAGUUAGUAAUACUUAAUUACUAUUUUUCAUUACAUUCUAUAAUAUGAAUAAUAUUUCUAUUUCUGAAAUGCUGUUACUUUCGAAACACUUGCCAACUUUUCCCACUUUUUAUUUUUCUAAAAAUGUAACUUUAGAGAUUAUUCUGGAAUAUUAUCACUUUCUCAAAAUAAUACUUUUUUUCUUUAAAUGUAUGACUUUCAAUGACUGGCUCCAAUGUUCAAUCAUCAUGCACUACGGCAUAAUGUAGCUUUAUAACUGGAAAUGAUUUGUUUGUCUGCUGUAUGUACUUGAGAAACUACCGUAAAUGAUAUGUUAUUACUGGAGCUUUACUGUUUGCAGAGAAUACUUUUGUACCAAUAAAACAAAUACUCUUUACUUGAUAAAAAAUAUGUUU
This is a messenger RNA of Trematomus bernacchii (emerald rockcod), 1576 nucleotides long. RefSeq names its product TLC domain-containing protein 3A-like. The transcript has 5 exons. Lineage: Eukaryota; Metazoa; Chordata; Actinopteri; Perciformes; Nototheniidae. Gene Ontology annotation, cellular component: membrane; endoplasmic reticulum. The coding region runs from base 129 to 968 and encodes 279 amino acids. The record is from RefSeq and is a predicted model, not a curated record. Gene Ontology annotation, biological process: lipid homeostasis.